AUGUUAUCUGAACGAUUGCAAACUGUUAAAAUUGCAAUCAAGAAUAUUUUCCAGACAUCCCUGACCACAUCGGAAAUUAAUGAUGAUUCGAAAGGAUCACUCGCGUUGUGUGAAUCCAUCUAUAAAUUACUUUCUGAUGGUUUAUUUCUGAGUUAUAACUUGCAAGACAUUUUCCGAUAUAUUCACACAAAUUUGGCACACUUGACUGCGAACAAAAGUUUCACAAUGGACGCGAUGGAUUUAAAACAAAAAAUCAAACAAUUACAAAAUAUACCUACCCGAGAUGAAUCUUCUGUUAAAUUUAUUCUGAAUGAGAAAUUAAUUGUGGAUUUGAUUGAAUUGAUGACUGUCAUUCCGAAAGAAAAGUUUUAUAAUGAAAAGGUGAAUGAUUUAUUAUUUAAGGACGAAGAAAUGGUAUUUCUAAAGAGUUUAGUGACACCAUUGUUGACUAUUAAUUUUCGAUUCCAAAUGCCAAACCUCGAAGAGGAUGAUAUUGUUGUGACCUCGACUAGAAAAAAGAAGAAGAAAAAGAAGGACAAGAAAACAAUUUCAACAAAGAAUUUAGAAAAAUCAUCGACGACAACCACAGACACGACAGAGGAGACCAGUAGUACUCCAACAAGUGAAAAAAGUUUUUCAGGAUCACCGAUCACUCCAGCUGUAACGACACCUCACAUUGAGAAACGUUCCAAUAAUCCAAUUGAAAAUGUCGUUUCUACUAUUGAGGCAACAUCCAUCAAACAAAAUGUGACAAAACAAGGAGACCUUACUCCUCUUUCUACUCAAUCUUCCUUGACGUCAUUAACAGUUGCUGAAGAACCUGUAGAUUUACUUGAAGAUUUCAAUCCCUAUGAAGGAAUGACGAAACAUCAAGCUCUUGAACAUAUGCCCGAAAAUUUGAAAAGAGAAGAAGCGGAAUCACCAAUCUCGUCAUUGAACACGCAAGAGAAAGAAAUUAUGACAUUAAUGGAUGAGAAACAAUCUGCAGAUUCGAGUCGUACUGAAAUCAUCGAAUCUCCAAUGAAUGCAGAAUAUUCUAACACAACACUGUCACCGCAUGUUUCGACCACUACUGAAAUUACUGAACCCACAACCAUUAUUUCAUCUGUGGUAUCAUUGGAAACUCAAACUUUGACGCCUCAGACGGAAAAUAGUACAAGAGUAGAAGAUCAGGAAUUGAAUGAAAAAGCACCUCUCGAAAAAGAUGUUUCUGUGAGUGACACCAAAGAAGAAUCAAAUAUUGAGAAAAUUAAUGAACAAGCUCAAACUUGUGAGGAAAAAGAAGAGGGAACGACGACUUUUGAAUCGUUUAAAAUUCCAGAAGAACAAGUUUCUGAAAAAUCAACUCAAAAUUCAACAGAUAUCCAAACCAUCAUCACUGCACCUCCACAAGAUGCAGAACAUCAAUUCAAUACCAACUCUACACAUCAUCAUUCAUUUAUCUCAUCAGAAAUUUCUGAACAAUUGAAACACAUUCUAUCCUUAUUAAUGAAUCACAAAUACUCAUCGAUUCAUUUCAACACACCCGUCGAUGACAAGGUUGCAGAAUUUUCAGAUUACUACAAAUUUACCAAAAAACCAAUGGAUUUCAACACCAUCAAAACCAAGUUAGAAUCUCACAAGUACAAAACCGUUGAUGAAUUUAUCAGAGAUGUUCAACUUGUUUUCAACAAUACAUUUAUGUAUCAUUUAGAAUCAGCUCCACAAGUGAAAAUGGCUCACGUACUUUCCGAUAUUUUCGAAAGAGAGCUUGACCUUGCAAUACCGUCCUGGAGAAGUCUCGAUCUUUCUCCACAGAUGGAAGCUAAUUCACACAGUGAAGAUGACUUUGAUCGUUGUGACUCUGAACAUUCGAAUGAAGGAACUUUGGAAGCGUAUUUCACACCAAAAUCCACAACAACCAAAGAUCAUUGUGAUUUUUUCCCAACUCCUCCUACGUAUCGUCUUGAACAAGCAGAAAUUGAACCUCAAGUGCAGCAACCACAAGCUUCCAAUAUUUCAAUGCAUUCAUUAUCUAUGGCCAAAGCAGUUGCUGGGUCGAAUCAAGAAAAUUCUCUUCCUUUGAACCGUGUCGAUUUUGAAGUAGAUUCUCUUCUCAAAGAUACUGUGACCAAUGAUUCGGAUGAUGAUGAUUCUGAUACCUUGAGUGAAUUUGAAGAAGAUGCUAAAGAAAUUGACUCGUGUGAAGAAGACAAUCAAGAUAGGACGACCAUUACUACAACGGAAACGACACAACAACACACAACGAGUGCAACGACUAUGGAUCUAUUAAGGCCAAUUUCUACCAUUCAAUUCUCAGACGAUUCUGUGUGUAAAAUGUUAACAGCCUCAGAAAUGUAUUCAUUUUUCUCAAGUUAUUUGGAUCACAUGUUGAAAACGAAUGAAUUGAAUAUUGCUCUAAAAGUUAAAAAGGAUCGAUAUGAGAAUAUGCUUGAAAGAAUUCCCCAUGUUAAGAAUCGAGAUUUUAUUCUUGAAGAUUCACUUCCACCCACUACCGUCUUGAUGAAUCUUUCCAUAUUAGGAGAAAAAUUAAGAUAUCAUGAAGAUCGACUCAAAUUGAAACAAGUUCAACUCAUGAAGGAAUACGAACGACAAGUACAAGCCAUUCAAAAGAAAGAAUUAGAAUUUGAGGAAUUACAAAAACAAUUGCAUGAAAAGGAACAAGCAUGGCUGUUAGAAAAAUCACAACUUUUAACACGUGUCACACAACUCGAACAAUUACUCGUAGAGAAGAACACAGAAAUUGAAGAAUUGAAAAAUGUACCACUCCUAAUACCACCUUCUUCUUCACUGCAACCUCAACAACCAAUAGCUCAAGAAGAACGCAUCGAUCGUCAAAUUGAUAUGGAUGAAUUUAUUUUAAUUGAAAAAGUUGUUGUAUUGCCUUCAUCUCAAUCGUCAGCAGAUGUUACUACUUUAAAGACAACAACAACAACAGGUCAGAAAUCAAUACCAUCCACACCAAUGAGUGGCUGUCAUCAAGAUGAUAUUCAUUUCAUGGGAGGUUCCAAUGAAGACAUCUUGGAUGAUGAAGCACUCACAGAAGAUGAAAUGAGUGAAGUGAGUUCUGUGGUAAAUGUUGAUGCUAUGGAUCAGCAACAACUCAUUCUUGAAGAGGAAGAUUGUAUUCGAUUGUCACCUUAUCAAAAACAAGAUCAAACCAAACAAAUUCAACAACAAGAUGGAAAAUGUCCAUGUGGAAGAGAAUUGGCAAAGGAUUAUGGAUUUCUUCGUAAGCCAAGAUAUUGUCAUUAUACCAACAAGUAUUACUGCAUGAAGUGUCACUCGAAUUCGUUUAAUGAGAUCAUUCCUGCAAAGAUAUUAUUUAAUUGGGACUUUAAGCCCUAUCGAGUGUGUGAUGAAGCUUCUAAAUAUCUCAAAAGUAUUUACAAUCAACCAAUUAUUUGUGUGAGUGCUGUGAAACCAACACUCUUUGAUGAAAAUGAAAAUUUGGGAAUGGCAAGGAUGAUUAGAAAAAGACUUAUUAUUCAAUGGGAAUACAUUUCGAGAUGUCCGUUGAAAGAUAAUCUCAUUACACAACACAAAUUGAAACACAAAUUACACUAUGUGACAGAUACGGAAAUGUACAGCGUCAAAAAUCUUUGUGAGCUCAAUGGAAAGCAGAACGAGGCACCAUUUUUGAAAAAGCUCUCUCGUUUGUUUCAUGUAUUCAGUGACCAUAUUGUGAAUCAGUGUGGUUUUUGUAAAACCAAAGCGAAGAGUUUGUGCCCAAAUUGUAAGAAUGACACUCCAAUUUACGAGUUCAACAUUAGUCAAGUGAUCAAAUGUCCAAGCUGUAAGCUUGUCUUUCACAAAUCAUGCUUUGUGAAUAAGAAGGGAGUUGUGGCGUGUCCAGUGUGCAGCAACGAUGAUGAGUAA
Molecule: messenger RNA, 3879 nt
Organism: Naegleria lovaniensis
Lineage: Eukaryota; Heterolobosea; Eutetramitea; Acrasida; Naegleriidae
Exons: 4
Coding region: 1-3879 (1292 amino acids)
Molecular function (GO): protein binding
Source: RefSeq, a predicted model, not a curated record